Messenger RNA from Paecilomyces variotii, 2322 nucleotides. RefSeq lists its product as hypothetical. The transcript has 2 exons. The coding region runs from base 238 to 2130 and encodes 630 amino acids. The record is from RefSeq and is a predicted model, not a curated record. NCBI's taxonomy places the organism in Eukaryota, Fungi, Ascomycota, Eurotiomycetes, Eurotiales, Thermoascaceae.
CUUGGGUAUCAGAGCUAGUUUGUCCAUCGUCGCUUUGUUUUGAUUCAAGCCCAAGUCUCUCUUUGCCCGCCCCCUGUUAAGUCAGUUCAUUGCCCCUCCCACCCGGAACUCCCUAAGCUCUUCAUUCUACAAUUUCGCCUCUUCCUCGCAUUCAUUGUUGCUGGCAAAGUCGCGACUCAGCCGGAAUCACGCAUUUCUUGCAUCAUCCCAGUGACAAUAUUUUGACUGACUGACCAAAUGUUUCGCUUUCCCAAACUUAAUCGUGUUAUCUCAGCUUUGUGGUCACCUCGGGGGCGGCACAUUGGGGAACGCAGCUCAGCAUCCAAAGAGACCCAACAGCACUCUGUGGAGUCAGAAGAUCAUCUACUACUAGAUACGUCUGGAGCUUCAGAGCGGUUAUAUGUCAAGAAAGAAGACGAAGAAGAAGAGCUAGAAGGAAAAUAUCACGGUCUCAUCACAGCUACUUCAGAAACGGCUGAUCCCGAGUCCAAAGCGACAAAUGAUGGCGCAGCAUCACAGCUGUUUACACCUGCGACAUCUAGCCAGAAAGGGGACGGAAACAUCCAGUAUAUCGCCCCAGUACACGAACGCUCUGUGGCUGCAGAUAAUGGCAACUUAUCUGUUUCUCGAAAGUCUAGCCCAGACAACGGCAGCUACAGCCUACUUACUCCUACUAUCAAGGAUAAAAAAGGGGAGACGGAAAGCAGAGGAUAUAUUCCAGUAAAGACUGAAAGCAUAUGUGAAGAUGGACACACAGCUCUGGGAGGCCAUCAUGAACGAUCUUUGCCAGAUGAUGAAUCUUCCAGUUCGCCAACGACAAGGAGGAAGCGAAAACGUGAUACUGGAUCUGAUCACACCUUUUCAAAACGUCAUACGCUGAGAUUUGAUAAUAGCAAUGGGGAUAACAGUUCAUUGCAGGAUGCAGGAAUGAAGUCUUACGGAGACUAUCGUUAUGAGACCCCUCGUAAUAGACUCACUGGUCGUCAGCCAGGUUUAGUGCCUGGUACAUGGCUAGAGACAGCUGAUGACUGGUCCGAAGGAGAGCUCACAGAAGGGAAUAUGCGUCAUAAUACGCCUGUAUCUAUAUCUGACGACGAAAAAAGCAUAGUCUCCUCCAGGACAUCCAGGCGCCCAAAGAAGACCAGGUCUAACUCGAACGAUGAAGCAUAUCGACCAUCCCCUGCAGUCUCAAAUAGGGGCCUUAGGAAAUCCAUAGUCAAGCUCGAAGUUGAAGACUCGGAUGAUCCCAGUGAGGAAGGUGUAUGGAGCGAGAAGGAUGCGGUAUGGAAGAAUGAGAAGAGCGAGGUCUCGUUUGACUUUUCUAUCGAGAAGGCCAAACGAUGGGCUGAUGCUGUGAAACUACCUCCAGGGCCGUGGGCUGAAGCAGAGGAGGACCUCUUCUUCCGGCUUUCUAUGCGUGGCUUUGAGCCUAUUAUUCCUGGCAACUGGCACCUUGACUUCCCGACACUGCCCGGGUCUCUCUUUGCCGUUGACGAUGGUCCGGAGCCUCUUAUCCAAGCUCUCAACGGUUCCGAAUUCCAUGCUAUCAAAUAUCUUGGUGACUUGCUCUCGCUUGGAUGUCGAGUGAGAGACCGCAUGUCGAUGAACCUCCGACCUGAGCCCGCUAUCAAGCGCACCAUCAAGAAAUACAUCGAUUGGGCUGCGCGUGACGCAAACUUGCACCAUUGUUAUUCUGCAAUCCCAAUCUAUAAUAUCUAUUGCAUGAAGAAGGGCGAAACCACUCGUGCCGCGAUACAAAAUCUCGAAAAAAGAUUAAUCUCGACAGGGGAAGAAUACCAAGAGAUACUGCAAACAGAAUCAUUCGCCUAUUCAGAUAGUAUCAGCUACCCGGUUAUGACUGGGUUUCUGGUAUGCGGGCCUAUCGUUGCCGUAAUCACGCUUAAUUCCGCCUCUGAGGCCUUUUCUGACUCUUCGUCAGAUACUCUCUGCAAGCUCAUUUCCCAGUUUGAUUUUGGUGACGAUGGGCAGGAUGUCUGGAAUGCCCUGGCGAUUGCGCUCACCGUUAUACGUAUACGCAAGACAAUGCUCGAACUGGCAGAAAAGGGCAGAGGAGGAUGGCUAGUUUCCUCGGUUAAUUGUGUCCCGAGCAUUGAAGAUGAGGAUCUCUAGGCGGAAUUUGGAGAGCGCGGCAAUUGUGUCAGGAGUAUAUUUGUGAUGUAUGAGUUGUAACAGUGUAUCAUGAUGGUUUUGAGUCUUUGUUCUUGUUAAGUCCCAGAACCGAGUCUAUCAAUCUGAUUUCUGCUUCAUUUAUGAUUUGGCCCAUUUAUAUAGUAUAUGUAUGGACUGCGCAUUGGAGGUUCA